This is a messenger RNA of Penicillium oxalicum, 954 nucleotides long. Its product is annotated as Fe-S cluster assembly protein dre2. The record is from RefSeq and is a predicted model, not a curated record. The coding region runs from base 1 to 954 and encodes 317 amino acids. Gene Ontology annotation, molecular function: iron-sulfur cluster binding. NCBI's taxonomy places the organism in Eukaryota, Fungi, Ascomycota, Eurotiomycetes, Eurotiales, Aspergillaceae. Gene Ontology annotation, cellular component: cytoplasm. Gene Ontology annotation, biological process: iron-sulfur cluster assembly. The transcript is spliced from 2 exons.
AUGGCACCUUCCAUCGUGACCAUCGACAACAGCGACGACUUCGGCAUGGACGCUUCAGCUCAGCCCCUCGAUGCCCCGCGCACGCUUCUUCUCGCUCCCCCCUCCAUCGCCGCCCACGAGGAGAAACUCCACGCCCUCUUCACCACAUUUGAUCGCCAAUCAACUGAUCUGCAAAUGCUGGAUCGUCUCUCUGCUGGCCUUGUGAAGCUCUCUCCCAACACUUACUCACACGUUCACCUCCUCACCGAUACCGACGGCUCGAGACGCACCGAGGCUCUUCAAUUGCUGACUCGGGAUGUGUAUACCACCCUCGUGCCGGCCAUGAAGCCUGGUGCCAAGUUGCAGACACAGGAUAAGCCAUUGACAGCGGCGGAUUCCAUGGAGGCCAUCAUGGCCGGAUUGGUGCAGAAUGAGACUGGAUUCGAAAAGCCAAACUUUGAGCAAGCCUCGGUCGUCCCGCUCAAGUUGGGUGGUCGCAAGAAGAAGACGACCGGUCUGACAGGGAUCAUGGGCAGCUUUGCGGCUCCAGCUAGCGUGGAGACCAACACCAAGCCUCAGACGGACAAUAAUGAUGACGACGACGAAUUGAUCAAUGAAGAUUCCCUCCUCGACGAAGAAGAUUUCACGAGACCCAUUGUACCUCCUCCAGAGUGCCAGCCCAAGACCGGUCGGAGGCGACGUGCCUGCAAGGACUGCACCUGCGGUCUCGCCGAUCGUCUCGAGGCGGAAGAUCGAGAGCGCCGCAAGAACGCCGACAAGCAGCUGAACGUUCUCAAGCUCCAGUCCGACGAUCUGGCUGAGCUCGAUUUCACCGUCCAGGGCAAGCAGACCGGCUCCUGCGGGAGCUGUGCUUUGGGCGACGCUUUCCGCUGCGCCGGUUGUCCGUACCUUGGUCUCCCGGCUUUCAAACCAGGCCAGGAGGUACAGAUUUUGAACGACGUUGCCCAGUUAUAA